UGCCGUCCAGCGGCCCUGGGUCUCGCGCUCCGCAAAGCGACAAGAGUCUCUCCCGCCUCGUUCCUACGCCUCCGCGCGCUCUCCCUCAGCAGCCACCGCGUAACCCACCCGCAGCUCGCUGUCUCGGACUCGGACUCGAGGUCGCGCGCCCUGACUCCGCCUACUUCCCCCCGCGGACUCGCGCCCUCCGGGCCCGGCCUGUCACUCGCGCAGGCCGCCGAGCGCUCGCUUCACGCUCGCCUCACGCUUCCCGGGCGCUCUCGCGCUUUCCGAGGCGAGCGCGCUCCCGGCCCGCGCGCUCCGGGCUCUGGCUUUUCCCGGCUCCCGUCAGUGCGGUGACUGCGCUGGGAAACAUGGCGACCGAGGGGAUGAUCCUCACUAACCACGACCAUCAAAUCCGGGUCGGAGUCCUCACAGUGAGUGAUAGUUGCUUCAGGAAUCUUGCAGAAGAUCGCAGUGGGAUAAAUCUCAAAGAUCUUGUACAAGAUCCUUCUUUGUUGGGUGGGACUAUAUCAGCAUACAAGAUAGUACCAGAUGAAAUAGAAGAAAUCAAGGAAACCCUGAUAGAUUGGUGUGAUGAAAAGGAACUUAAUUUGAUACUAACAACUGGAGGAACAGGGUUUGCGCCACGAGAUGUCACUCCAGAGGCCACAAAAGAAGUAAUAGAACGGGAAGCGCCAGGGAUGGCCCUGGCAAUGCUGAUGGGAUCACUUAAUGUUACACCUCUGGGCAUGCUCUCUAGGCCUGUAUGUGGAAUCAGAGGGAAAACUCUUAUAAUUAACUUGCCAGGUAGCAAGAAAGGAUCUCAGGAAUGCUUUCAGUUCAUACUGCCAGCCCUACCUCAUGCCAUUGACCUUUUACGUGAUGCCAUUGUAAAAGUAAAAGAAGUGCAUGAUGAACUUGAAGAUUUACCUUCCCCACCACCACCUCUUUCCCCUCCUCCCACAACUAGCCCCCAUAAACAGACAGAAGACAAAGGGGUUCAAUGUGAAGAAGAGGAAGAAGAGAAGAAAGAUAGUGGUGUUGCUUCAACAGAAGAUAGUUCUUCAUCACAUAUAACUGCAGCAGCCAUUGCGGCCAAGAAGCAUCCAUUCUACACCAGUCCUGCUGUUAUCAUGGCACACGGUGAGCAGCCCAUCCCUGGUCUCAUCAGUUAUUCCCAUGAUGCAACAGGCAGUGCAGAGGAACCGAUUCCAGACUCCAUCAUUUCUCGUGGCGUUCAGGUGCUCCCACGAGACACAGCCUCCCUCAGCACUACUCCUUCAGAAUCUCCUCGUGCUCAGGCUACAUCUCGCCUUUCUACAGCUUCCUGCCCAACACCAAAACAAAUUAGACGGCCGGAUGAAAGCAAAGGAGUUGCUAGUAGAGUUGGAUCCCUCAAACUCCAUCGAAAGCUGGAGGAGCUCAGAGAUCACCUAGAAGGCAAUGUGAAAGGAUACUCUCUCAGAGUAAAUGUCCAGUCCAGGUGCAGCAGCAAGGAGAACAUUCUCAGAGCCAGUCACAGUGCUGUCGAUAUCACCAAGGUGGCUAGAAGACACCGCAUGUCUCCUUUUCCUCUAACAUCUAUGGACAAAGCCUUUAUCACAGUCCUGGAGAUGACUCCGGUGCUUGGGACAGAAAUCAUCAACUACCGAGAUGGAAUGGGGCGAGUCCUUGCUCAAGAUGUAUAUGCAAAAGACAACCUACCCCCGUUCCCAGCAUCAGUAAAAGAUGGCUAUGCUGUCCGAGCUGCCGAUGGCCCAGGAGAUCGUUUCAUCAUUGGGGAAUCCCAAGCUGGUGAACAGCCGACUCAGACAGUAAUGCCAGGACAAGUCAUGCGGGUUACAACAGGUGCUCCAAUCCCCUGUGGUGCUGAUGCAGUAGUACAAGUAGAAGAUACUGAACUGAUCAGGGAAUCUGAUGAUGGCACUGAGGAGCUUGAAGUACGAAUUCUGGUGCAAGCUCGGCCAGGCCAAGAUAUCAGACCCAUUGGCCAUGACAUUAAAAGAGGGGAAUGUGUUUUGGCCAAAGGAACCCACAUGGGCCCCUCAGAGAUUGGUCUUCUGGCAACUGUAGGUGUCACAGAGGUUGAAGUUAAUAAGUUUCCAGUGGUUGCAGUCAUGUCAACAGGGAAUGAGCUGCUAAAUCCUGAAGAUGACCUCUUACCAGGAAAGAUUCGAGACAGCAAUCGUUCAACCCUCUUAGCAACAAUUCAGGAACAUGGAUACCCCACAAUCAACUUGGGAAUUGUGGGAGACAACCCAGAUGACUUACUCAAUGCCUUGAAUGAGGGUAUCAGUCGUGCUGAUGUCAUCAUCACAUCAGGGGGUGUGUCCAUGGGGGAAAAGGACUAUCUCAAGCAGGUGCUGGACAUUGAUCUUCAUGCCCAGAUCCAUUUUGGCAGGGUUUUUAUGAAACCAGGCCUGCCAACGACAUUUGCAACUUUGGAUAUUGAUGGUGUAAGAAAAAUAAUCUUUGCACUACCAGGGAAUCCUGUGUCAGCCGUGGUCACCUGCAAUCUCUUUGUUGUGCCUGCACUGAGAAAGAUGCAAGGCAUCUUGGAUCCUCGGCCAACCAUCAUCAAAGCCAGGUUAUCAUGUGAUGUAAAACUGGAUCCUCGCCCAGAAUACCAUCGGUGUAUACUGACUUGGCAUCACCAAGAACCACUACCUUGGGCACAGAGUACAGGUAAUCAGAUGAGCAGCCGUCUGAUGAGCAUGCGCAGCGCCAACGGAUUAUUGAUGCUUCCUCCAAAGACAGAGCAGUAUGUGGAGCUCCACAAGGGCGAGGUGGUGGACGUCAUGGUCAUCGGACGGCUAUGAUGGUCACCAGUGGGAGAAAGCUUUGAUGCAUGUCUACAUACCAUUGACUGUAUCCUGUAAUAUGCAACGGCACAGCUAGUUUUUCUGAUUUGGAUAAAAGUUGAUCUGUAUGGUCAACAUCUUGAACUAUAUUUCAAAAGAAUUUAAAUACCUUUUAAAGAAAAAAACACCUAAAAAUAAAUCUUAACAGACAACUCUAUUCUGAUUAUAUCAAAGCAAAUUUUUCCUUUCUUGCAAAUUGCUUUGUGUGUUCAAUGCUAGGUCUGAUAGCGAUAGCUUUUAGUAGACAGCAGUAGGUGCCUGCAGAACUUGUGUUUUUCUCAUCUUUAAAAUACAACUACUUAUGCUCUUAAAUCAAGGCUGUCUGCUUAUUUAUACUAGCGUAGGCAACACUUGGAUUUCCCUUCUUAGUAUGCUUCAUAACCGCUUUACAGAGAGCUUUUGCUUGUUCUUUAUCAUGUAUCUCGUGUUUAUGUGCACAGUGCCAAACAAAGAGUGACUGGGUGGUGGCCCUGCCCUGCCUCAAGGAGAACCAUCCCCACAGAGCGUUCGGGGUUGGGGGGGCUUCACAUCCCAGUAGCCUCAAGGCACAGUACUCUUGGGCAGUAACUGGAUACCUUUUAUUUGAACAAACAAACUGGGGGGAAAAAAUGCUUCCUUAAGUGCUGACAGCCUUUUUAACCAAUACAUUUAAAAUUGUACAGAAUAAAAAAUAAAAUCAAAGACUGAUCUUGUACAGAUAUUAGUGUUACCAGCAUUCAUGUGGAAAUCAAGAGCAAAGAAAAAACAAUGUUAAACAACUCUGUACCAUAACAUUUUCUGUAAUGAUACUGAAACUUAAUGAAUAAAAAAAAUC
Mesoplodon densirostris (Blainville's beaked whale) is the source of this 3657-nucleotide messenger RNA. RefSeq names its product gephyrin (gene GPHN). Gene Ontology annotation, molecular function: molybdopterin molybdotransferase activity. NCBI's taxonomy places the organism in Eukaryota, Metazoa, Chordata, Mammalia, Artiodactyla, Ziphiidae. The transcript is spliced from 25 exons. The coding region runs from base 354 to 2801 and encodes 815 amino acids. The record is from RefSeq and is a predicted model, not a curated record. Gene Ontology annotation, biological process: molybdenum incorporation into molybdenum-molybdopterin complex; Mo-molybdopterin cofactor biosynthetic process; establishment of synaptic specificity at neuromuscular junction. Gene Ontology annotation, cellular component: dendrite; cytosol; postsynaptic specialization.